CCCUUUAUCAGAAUUAUGCGAAUAAUUUUUUGCAUUUUAGUUUUCUUACUCUUGGAUGGUGUGUUUGGUGUGGAUGUGAAGUCAGUGAUGGAGGGAGAUUCUGUUACUCUACAGACUGAUCUUACUGAAAUAAAGAGAGAUGAUUUAAUAACAUGGACAUUUGGAACUGAAAACACUCGUAUAGCUCAGAUCAAUGGAUUGAUUAAUAUGGUUUAUGAUGGUCCUAAUGGGAUAUUCAGAGACAGACUGAAGCUGGAUCAUCAGACUGGAUCUCUCACCAUCACAAACAUCACAACUGAACACUCUGGACUUUACAGUGUUUUUCAGUUCACUGAUGGAAAAGAACCAAAGAAAUUCAGUAUUAUUGUUUUUGCUCGUCUGCCUGUUCCUGUCAUCAGCAGUAACUCUUCACAAUGUUCAUCAUCCUCAUCAUAUUGUUCAUUGGUGUGUUCAGUGGUGAAUGUGAGUGAUGUGACUCUCUCCUGGUACAAAGGAAACAGUUUAUUGUCCAGCACCAGUGUGUCUGAUCUCAGCAUGAGUCUCUCUCUACCUCUGGAGGUGGAAUAUCAGGAUAAAAACACCUACAGCUGUGUGAUCAACAAUCCCAUCAGCAACCAGACUCAACAUCUGGACAUCAGCAAACUCUGUCAACCAUGUUCUGCACAAGGUUUGACCACAGGUCAGUUAGUGCUGGUUUACUUUUUUGCCCUGGCUGUCGUUGCAGUUUUCUGUGUUUUCUAUUGCUAUUACUACAGGAAGUCUAAAGAAGCAGCUAAUCAAGGCCAACCUGAUGGAGAAGAACAUAUUGAGCUACGUAAUGGUGAGAAACAGUUUAACUGUGGCUCUAUUCUGUUCACUGAGACAAAAAAACAUUUUUACAAAGAAAUCUAAAGUAAAACAUUAAAGGUGUUCAUUGAAUUAUGUGAUUAUUGUUAUGUGUAGUUCCUGAAAACACUGGGGGAGGCGAUUGACCAAACAGUGGUAAGAUACAGUAUCGUCAGGUCCAAAAGUCCACACUUUUCUUCUGUCUGAGAUCAU
This is a messenger RNA of Labeo rohita (rohu), 1038 nucleotides long. Its product is annotated as CD48 antigen-like. The transcript has 5 exons. The record is from RefSeq and is a predicted model, not a curated record. Lineage: Eukaryota; Metazoa; Chordata; Actinopteri; Cypriniformes; Cyprinidae. Bases 16 to 891 code for a protein of 291 amino acids.